Cryptotermes secundus is the source of this 2967-nucleotide messenger RNA. RefSeq names its product F-box only protein 43. Gene Ontology annotation, molecular function: protein binding. The coding region runs from base 179 to 1648 and encodes 489 amino acids. Lineage: Eukaryota; Metazoa; Arthropoda; Insecta; Blattodea; Kalotermitidae. Gene Ontology annotation, cellular component: nucleus. Gene Ontology annotation, biological process: negative regulation of meiotic nuclear division; regulation of mitotic nuclear division. The record is from RefSeq and is a predicted model, not a curated record. The transcript is spliced from 5 exons.
UCCGAUUGGCCACAGAAGGAAGCUUGAAACGCUGGAAAUUUGAACCGAAAUCAUUCAAAAGUGUCUCCAUGGCGUGAUUAAGACGUACAGAACGUUUGAUUGUAACUAAAGGAAGAAUCCAGAAAUGUGGGAUGUAACACCUGAAACCGUGCUGUUUUAACUUCAAUCACCCAAGAAGAUGGAAGAGUAUACACCUGUACAUCAAGUGCAUAUAAUGGGGGAGACACCAUUGCACACUGAUGACAGUGGCUACCUCACAACUACUCCAAGUUCAGCUGAAAGCUUGAAUUCUGUGCCAUCGAGCAACAGGAAGCUGUCACAUGGAUGUAAAUACAGAUGUAGGAAUUGUGCUGCAUUAACCCCUGGCACACUGUUGUCACACACGCCAAGUGUGUGUUGUCAUGGAGCACUUCUUUCAGCACACAAGAAAAAGAAAGCCUCAUUAGGGAGGCUUAAGUUGCUACACAGGAAUGUUUCAUUACUCUCAAGCACAGAAGGAGUAAAGGACUCACCUUCUGGUUAUAGUGAAUUGCAGUCACAAAGCAAAAGUGAGCUGUUGAUAAGCAAUGAUUUUGAUGAUUUAUCGCUGGUAGAAAAUUCCUUUGAUUCAGAAGAAAAUGGCAUACUUGAUGAUAGUGCUACAUUGUAUGAAAAAAUGGAAGUGGAUGGAAAUGAGUCAGAAUGGAAAGCUGACAGUCAUAGGGAUAAUAUGGAUAAUACAGAUAAUAUGGGACAGAUAUCAGUCAGAAAGUCAGAAACUGAAUAUCAUGCAACUCACAUGCUAGUACCACAUGAAGGGUGUAGACAGGACAGUGAAACUGGCAGUCAGGAGAUGGUGAACCUUUACCAUUCACAGGAAAGGGAUUCAUCUGUUGAAGACCAUGAUUUGAUAAUUAAUAAACAUGACAACUUGACUAGAAGAGAUCUUUCACGAGAUCUACCGACAAAAUGCCAAAAAUUUGAAGAGGCUACUGAACGUCACAUUCAGUUCCCCCUAAAGUAUUCUAGUCAGCAACUUCUAUGUCAAAUAGGGCGGGAGAAAGUUGAUUUUCUCUACCUCCUCAGUGAAAAGAGUGAUCACCAUAUUGUAGUGAAAGACAUACUCAGCUACUUGGAGCCUGUGGAUCUGACUGCAGUAGCAGUGGUUUCCAAGACAUGGAACAGAGUCUGUAAAUCCGACAGUGCUUCCCGCAGACGUAUACGUAAAUACCUGAAGAAAAAGCGACAGAACAAGGAAAAUAAUAUACUGCGGGAGCAUAAGUCAAAUUUACCGGCUGUGCUGCACAGUCCUAAAAAUGUUUUUAAAGCGAUCGAUAAUCUGGCAUAUGAAGGAAGCAGUCAGGUUGUUCGCAGUCCAUCCAGCCCUCCGACAAGUCCCAGCAAACGGAGGUUUCUUCAGUUUUACAAGGCAGCACAGAAACUUGAAAGUGGCAAGAUGUUAGCUCCUUGCCCUAGGUGCUCUCUACCAUCUCAGAUCGAUGUAGUUUCACAUGUGGGUCAGUGUACUCAUAAAAAUUGUCAGUAUUUAUUUUGCUCCACUUGUCACCGUGACAUCCAUAUCGGUAGUUCCUGUCCGUUUCCACAAUCCAGGAAACGUCCUAGCUGUAUCGGCAGUAAAGCCAGCAAGAAAAAUCUGCGCAGACUAUGAGUGACAUGGAUUUAUGUAAUGACCUGUCUCUAGAUAAUGCCCAGUGUUAUGCUUCCUGUAGCAGUAUUAAUGGUCUGUCACACCUUGGUGAUUAUACACUAUAUGGGCGGCGACCUCACUGUCCGCCCAUAGGUGAUGUAUACGGUGCACACAGUGGCAUGGGAUAUCGUUUCAUUUGAACUGUCUCAUGCAGUAUUUAUUAUCAAGCUGAUAGGCGAGCGUAAUCUGGAAUCAUACAAACAUCACUUCAAGCACUGUAUGUAUGACAUUUUCCUUAAUAAGUAAGAAAAUGAUACAUGUAUAUUUUGAAAGCUGGUUAUGUGUAAUUUUACUAUGUGAUUGUGUCAAACAUUAUUUUUAUUGUUACUCUGAGCAGUCAUACAUACAGAGGCUUGUCAUUAUACUGCCUCAUUGCUGAGAAUUUCAUGUUUGGUAAUGAGGGUAGUUCUGAUUUUAAACACUAAUUUUGUUGCUCAUAUGAUUUUCCUGUAUGUGAUAAUUAUAUUUUAAAGAUCUGAACUUUAUUAUGUUCCUAAUAUAUUAUUUGUUUUAAUUAUUAGCUUAUUUCUAGUUUCUGGUUUGCCAUCAAAACUGCUUACUGAACAGAUGUAAGUCAUAAGUCUUUCUUCCUGUACUAAUUAUCUUUUUUAUACAGUAAGUGACUUAUUUCAAGUUUUCCACACUUAUAUGGGUCAUCAUCUCUGCACCUGUUUCUAUAUUUUCUCCUGCUGCAGUUUAUAUACUCUUUUACUAAUACAGUGUUCUUUUCUUAAUUAUGUCAUAUAUUAUCAACAUUUAUCAGUCAACACAGUUAUCGGUCCUUGUAAGAUUUCAGGUUCUCACAGCUGUCGUUGUGAAGAGCGCUCUCUUCUGGGAUAUAGCGCUGUGCAGUUUGUUGAAACUAAACUCAGAUGGAAUUCCUCCGAAACGUUGGUUGACUUUCAAUGGACUAUAUGAUGAUAUAUCCCAGAAGACAGUAUCCUUGUUAGUACUCAUUUACCUUCACAUCUGUCAUAUUGCCAAGUUUUACGGUUAAACAGUAAUUUCUACAACUACUUCCCUUUGUAAGCUAAAUUUUAAAAAUUCUUACACAUUUUAUCACAAACACUUUUAUGUACAGAAAUUUAUAUAUCCUAUAAAUUCCCUCUUAUUUUGUGCCACCAACUUGUCUUUGAUGACCUCUUUUGUACAUACCAUUUCCUUCAUGUUCUGCUUCCAAAGAAUGUGAGAUUUGAGGUUCUCAUGACAAUGAAUGUAAGGAUCUUAAUAUUCAUGGGAAAGAACUCUCUUAACCUCCAUUUGGAAUAUUUACCUCCUUA